AGGAGGGAGAGAGUGGCUGGCAGGGGCAGCGCUGCCCGGGCGGAGAUGGCGGUGAAGGUGGCGAGACGCCGCCCCGGGAGCCCUGCGGCCGGCCUGUGCAGUCUCUUGCGGAAUCCGUCCGUUUUCUUGCCAAGACGGGACAUCUAGGAUGUAAUUGCUGGCUCCAGAGUUAGGGAUAGCACUUGACGUUUUCUGUGGAACAGUUCAUUGAAAAUGUCACUCUUUUCCCAGGGCGGUUCGAUUCUGUCCGAUUUGGGUACUUCCUACAGUUUAUCUUUUCAGCGUCAUUGUUUAAGUCUUCGUUUUAAUACAAAGCCGUGUGCUGUGGAUGAAGCACCUCGGCAUACUUGGGGUACACCUUGAGUUAUUUUUACGUAUACUUGAACUUGAGAAACCCAAGAAACCAGAUUGCUUCUAGAUUUUUCGGAGGAGGCAGCAGAGCCUGUCUUUAGUUAUCAGAGCCCACAGGCUUAUCAAGCAGCUACUGAAUUCUCAGGCCUGCCAGUUCACUUGGUAAAUCUGAAGCCUUGGAGUCUGAAAGCUGGGAUCUGACCUAGGAUUUGGCUUUGGUUGGAAAAGGAACUUAGCCUAUAUGUACUACUUUAACCACUGGAAGAAUGACAGAUGACAAAGAUGUGCUUCGAGAUGUGUGGUUUGGACGGAUUCCAACUUGCUUCACUCUGGGUCAGGAUGAAAUAACUGAAAGGGAGGCUGAACCGUACUAUUUGCUAUUGCCAAGAGUAAGUUAUUUGACGUUGGUAACUGACAAAGUGAAAAAGCACUUUCAGAAGGUUAUGAGACAAGAAGACAUUAGUGAGAUAUGGUUUGAAUAUGAAGGCACACCACUGAAAUGGCAUUACCCAAUUGGUUUGCUGUUUGACCUUCUUGCAUCAAGUUCAGCUCUUCCUUGGAACAUCACAGUGCAUUUUAAGAGUUUUCCAGAAAAGGACCUUCUUCACUGUCCGUCUAAGGAUGCAAUCGAAGCUCAUUUUAUGUCUUGUAUGAAAGAAGCUGAUGCUUUAAAGCAUAAAAGUCAAGUAAUUAAUGAAAUGCAGAAAAAAGAUCACAAGCAGCUCUGGAUGGGAUUACAAAAUGACAGAUUUGACCAGUUUUGGGCCAUCAAUCGCAAACUCAUGGAAUAUCCUGCUGAAGAAAAUGGAUUUCGUUAUAUCCCGUUUAGAAUAUAUCAGACAACGACUGAGCGGCCUUUCAUUCAGAAGCUGUUUCGCCCUGUGGCUGCAGAUGGACAGCUGCAUACACUAGGUGACCUCCUCCGGGAAGUGUGUCCUGCUGCAAUUGCUUCCGAAGAUGGGGGAAAAAAGAAUCAAGUGAUGAUUCAUGGAAUUGAGCCAAUGUUGGAAACUCCUCUCCAGUGGCUGAGUGAGCACCUGAGCUACCCGGAUAACUUUCUUCAUAUUAGUAUCAUCCCUCAGCCGACAGAUUGAAGGAUCAGCUGUUUGCCAGAACGGAAUCAUCCGAAGCUGACCGGGAGCGUGUCACCCCUGAGCUUCAGACAGCUCAGUGGAGGCACCCUGACCGGAAUACUUGGCUGCUGCGAGCCAAACAGGAAAAAGAUUCCCUGCGAGAUAAGGCACAGGGCCGAGCUGUCUGUGCAUCACCACUGCUUUCCUCCACUGCCGUCAUGAAACCUCAGCUGCAACAGGACCACUGCAGGCCUUCUGUGUUCUGAAACCUUUGGCCUGGGAAGAAAGUGGAAAUGUGUGCCACUUGGUGUGUAUUUCUGAUGAAGCAGUAAACAGGGUAUUUCCUAAGGUGGCCAUGGUUGAACUUUAGCUCCAGAGAGUGGAAACAUUUGGUUCAAUUUUCAAGAGAAUUAGACUUAAGAAAGUAAAAGAGAAAUUCUAUUGUCAAUAACUUGCAGUAAUUUUUUGUAAAAGAUCGAAUUACAGUAAACCCGUUUUUCCUUAAUGAAAAUUUCCUAUGUUUACAGUCUGUCAAUUGGUAUGCAAACAAUCUUGUAACUUUGAUAAUGAACAGUGAGAGAUUUUUAAAUAAAGCCUCUAAAUAUGUUUUGUCAUUUA
Molecule: messenger RNA, 2042 nt
Organism: Ochotona princeps (American pika)
Lineage: Eukaryota; Metazoa; Chordata; Mammalia; Lagomorpha; Ochotonidae
Gene: ATG5
Product: autophagy related 5
Exons: 8
Coding region: 618-1445 (275 amino acids)
Biological process (GO): C-terminal protein lipidation; nucleophagy; autophagosome assembly
Cellular component (GO): cytoplasm; Atg12-Atg5-Atg16 complex; phagophore assembly site membrane
Source: RefSeq, a predicted model, not a curated record